Molecule: messenger RNA, 747 nt
Organism: Striga hermonthica
Lineage: Eukaryota; Viridiplantae; Streptophyta; Magnoliopsida; Lamiales; Orobanchaceae
Source: the annotation of a GenBank genome assembly
AUGGUCCUAUCUCAUGGGUACGGCACAAACCAGAGUGUUUGGCACUACAUAUUGCCUGCACUCGCGCUCUACUACAAGGUCUUGGUCUAUGAUCUGGCAUUUGUGGGUCCCACUCGUCUGUACAAUCCCGUGAAAUACUCGAGUUUCAGUUCGUACGCACGCGACUUAACCUGCUUACUCGACGAGCUCAACUUAAAGGAGACCAUAUUCGUAGGCCACUCCAUGUCGGCUAUGAUCGGGUGUAUAGCUGCUACCAAAAGGCCCGAUUUGUUUCACCAUCUCGUUUUGCUUAACGGAUCUCCCAGGUAUCUGAACGGCACCAAGUACAACGGAGGCUUCACACGAGCUCAACUGGACGAGACGUUCGAGAGCAUAAGGAGAAAUUACACCAAAUGGGUCGAACACUUUGCUCCCGAGGCAAUUGGUGUUGACGACACAAAUGCACUAGAAGAAUUCGAGAGUAGCUUACUAAGGUUGCAGCCCAGGGUUUCGUUAGAUGUGGCGAUGAAUGUUUUCCUCAAGGACAAUAGGCAUUUUUUGCCUUUUGUUCGUGUGGGAAGCACGAUUAUUCAAUCCAAGCGGGAUAUUAUUGUGCCGAUAACGGUGCCUUUUUACAUGAAGAGGAAGCUGGGGGGCUCGACUGAUGUUCGGAUUCUCAAUACGAGUGGCCAUUUUCCUCAGCUCUCGUUACCUUACAGUCUCGUUCGUGUUAUCAAGGAGGCUCUUGGGAUCAAUGGUCGUUAUUGA